AUGUUCACCACUCCGGAGGCAGUUGCCGAGAAGCUCAUCAAGCUCCGAGACAGCUUGAUAAAGCUCAAGCAGGAUCGAACAACAUACGUCAAGUCUAGUAGCGUGGUUCGCCUCUAUGAUGAAUUGUGCGAGUAUAUCCGACAAGCACAAGAGUUUGAGAGUGAACUUUUAAAUGGCCCGAGGGAAAGUGGGAGCAAGCUUGGCGAGCUUGUGACCGACUGCUACGAGUUAAUCUCACUGUUGUUCUUAACGGUCGGAAGAAACAACGAACCACCAGCAGUUUACGCUCCUAGCGUCAUUAUCAAGCGACUUUUAGAGCACCUGAACGAGUCGGGCAAUUUUUCUCGAAAGGAUCUUGUCCCACUUCAGCGUACACUAAUAAACAUGCGCGAGAACAUCGAACAAGGCCGACCCCUCUACAAUUCCCUAAUUAUAUCUAUGCUUGAAUCACAAGUUUGCGCUUCUGAAAUAUCCUUAAAGGAGUUGAAGAAAAGGUUGGAACCGAUACCAUCAGAACUGGAGAGUUUAUUAGAGAGACUUGUGAGUCUGCGGAGGAGCAUCAAGGCCUGCGAGUCCAAGAAGCAGUUUCAAGUUACAGAGGUCGAGGGAUAUCUAUCUCAAAUCAAAGAGAUCGAUGCGUCGAGAAUAGAUGGGAAGUUUGUGGCAGAGGAUGGGAAUAUUCCGGAGACGGGACAAGAUAUCUUGGAUACUUUGCUCAAACGUUGCUAUAUAGUAGCGGAAAACGCUCUGCAAAAGCAAGGUGCAGUGGCACCUGGGUUGAAAACUACAUAUGAAGAAUUAUUUCAAGCAAAGAGUCAACUGGAAAAAUUAGAACUGACGCAGGCUUGGUCAUUGAGAGAAACAGAUCUUUAUGAGUUCCAAAAGCUUGUUUUAACUCUAGAUCAGGAACGAGUGAAUGGAAGAUUUGUGGAUAGUGAGGGAAACGCACCUGAAGAAGGUCAAGGUAUAUUAUUAUAUAUGGUUAGACGAUGUUAUGCACAUAUAUACAGCCUGAUAAAUUCAAGUGAACCCGUCAGUGAAGCCCUGACGCCCGUCUUCAACCAACUCCAAACAGUACGCCGUUGUUUAAAAGAAGUGCAGAAAUUCGGUAUCAGCAACGCUAGAGACCUCUAUCCAUACAGCAUGAAACUGGCCUCUAUUGAUAAUAUGAGAGUCGAUGGUAAAUUCAUGGUAGGGACAGAUAUCCCUGAGGGCCAAGGAAGGGUUAAUUCCUUAUUGGCAGAAUGCUUCGAGAUUUGCGAAGAACUACGAAAUAGCGAGGACGGUGGGGUUGCAACUCCCUAA
Molecule: messenger RNA, 1305 nt
Organism: Morchella sextelata
Lineage: Eukaryota; Fungi; Ascomycota; Pezizomycetes; Pezizales; Morchellaceae
Exons: 9
Coding region: 1-1305 (434 amino acids)
Cellular component (GO): nucleus; cytoplasm
Source: RefSeq, a predicted model, not a curated record